AUGAUUUCAGCACAUACCUAAUCAAGAUUAGCCAAUGUUUUUCAAUCAAUCAGUGAUGGUGAAUAAAAAACUGAAGUAUUUCGUUAAGUUUUAGCCGAAUAAAAAUCGUUUGAGCCCUAUGCUUCUUUUUGUAGGCUUGAUAUUGGUAAAAAAGGAUAUUUAAUUUCUUCUGACUUAUAAUAAUUCCUCUAAUAAAAUUAAAUAUAUGCCACUCUUAAUGAAAUAUAAAAUAUAAUAUUUAACCUUAGUUCUACUAUAGAUGGAAGAUUAGCUUAUUCUAAUUUUGCUGAAGGUAUAUUACCAUAAGAAGAUCGAAGAUUAAAAUAAUUAGUAAAUUUAAGAGAAAGUUAUUAUAUAGAGGAUGGUUAAACUUUACCAUAUGAAUCAGAAUGGGCAUUAGUUCGUGUUUUCGAAUAAGAAAUUAAGAAUUUAAGAAAUACUGAAAAUCUAAAAAAAAUAUUAUAAAGAUCUUUAGAUUUUAAUAAAUUAAAUUGCUUUAAUUCCAUAGAUAGAUUAGGCUUAGGUUAUUUAGAUAUUCAAAGUAUUGAUGAAUUUAUGACUUCUUGUGAUUAAGCUUUAAAUGAGGAAUAACUAGUGGCCUUAUUCAGAAAACUAAGAAGUAGUAACUGCUAAAUUACCUAUACUUAAUUUGUCUAAAUUAUAUCUUUAAAUAAUGAAUAAAAUAUAUAAUAGUCUUCUCCUUCUAAAUUAUCUUAAUAUACUCCUUAAAAAAAUGAUUCACAUAAAAAAGAUUUCCUAUAUUAAAGCUAUUUGUAAAGAUCUGCUAGUCUAGAAAAAAGUAGAAAUAUUAAUAAUUUUUGCUCAUAAUAAUUAAAUUAACCUCGUAAUAGAUAUUCAAGCACAAAUAAAAAAUAAGAAAAUAGUUUAUAUAGAAUUAAUAAUAAUGGACUUAAAGAAAGUUCCUUACUUUAAAAUAAAUCGCCUUUAAAAUAAAAUGAAGAAGAAUAACUUGUUAAAGCUUUAAAAUAAUAAAUUGUUUUAGAUAGAGAUUUAGAAGACUUGAAGAAUUAACUAGCUUUAAGAAGAGAUUUUAAUAUUGAAGAUGCUUUCAGAAUUAUUGAUUAAAAUGGUAGAGGAUUUGUUUCUAAAAUCGAGUUUGAGUCAGCUUUAAAUAAAAUUGGAAUUUUUCCAAGUAAAAAUGAAUUGUUUUUAUUUUUCUAAAGAUAUGAUAAAGAUAAUGAUGGUUUAUUAUAAUAUAGUGAAUUUAAUGAUUUAAUAAGUCCAUAGAAUUUCGAAUUUGCGUAUUUGAGUAAAAGCAGAGAACCUUUAUAUUGUGAUCCUGAGAAUGGGUUGUUUAAUUUCUCGACUGAAACUAGAAGGAUUUUUUAAAAAUUAAUGAAUAAGAUUUUCUUGAGUGAGGUUGAAGCUGAAAUCAUUAGAUAAUAAUUAAAUAUAAGACCUUUAUUUUCUGUAUAUAAUGCUUUCUAAGCUAUUGAUAAUUUAGAUAGUGGGUUCAUUACUUUGUAAAACUUUAAAUAAAUACUUAAUGAUUAUGGAAUUUUCGUUUGUAAAGAUGAUCUUAAAUCUUUGGUUAAAAGAUAUGACAAGAAUGAAGAUUUUAAAAUUACAUAUAAAGAAUUUAUUAAUGAAUUAAUGCCAAAAUCACCACUUAAAUAAUAUUGA
Molecule: messenger RNA, 1644 nt
Organism: Ichthyophthirius multifiliis
Lineage: Eukaryota; Ciliophora; Oligohymenophorea; Hymenostomatida
Exons: 4
Molecular function (GO): calcium ion binding
Source: RefSeq, a predicted model, not a curated record